ACCAUGCCUCGUCUUUGUGUCUCAAUGCUGCUCUGGGUCGUCCUGCUGAGUCUCCUCUCUCGAAUAGGGGCUGAGGAAACAGCAGGAGGAGAAGGAAAAGCAGCAGAUUUGGGGCGUGAGAAGCGCAGCAUGCCCAACUGGGCUCUGACCUCCUCUGACUUCUUCGGCUGGGUGGAGGCUCUGCGCGAGUACGCUGGUUAUGAGAAGAUUGAAGACCUGUCCAGAACCUUCUGGGCACACUUCCCCUCCGCCAGCCGCCUGGGCUAUGAGCUGUCCGACCCUGACGAGGAGUGAGGAACCACAACCACAAAUAUAAAAACUGGUGAAGGAUCAGUUUAGCCUUUUUUAGAUCCAAAAGAAUACGUGUAUAUGGACAGGGGGACAGAGUAGGAAUGCUGAUCUAGGAUCAGGCCCCACUGUCCAUGUAAUCUGAUGAAUUGUGAUCUAAAAUAAAGAAACUGAUCCUAGAUCAGCACUCCUUCUCUGAGAGGCUUUAUGAUUACGGGACCAGAACUAGAACCAACAUCUCUCUACUGCAUGCAAGUAGUGUAGAAUAUAGAGGCCUACUCUAUGUCCUCAGAGGACCCUGGAAAAGACAUGCAUUGACACCUACUAAAGAGGAGAUAGGGAGGGGAUGGAAUGUCUGUUUGGAGGUCAUGUGAUGCUCAGUACUGUACGUGGGAUAGAGAACACACGUUGACACCAGAUCAGGCCUCUCAUACA
Oncorhynchus gorbuscha (pink salmon) is the source of this 723-nucleotide messenger RNA. RefSeq names its product otospiralin 2 (gene otos2). NCBI's taxonomy places the organism in Eukaryota, Metazoa, Chordata, Actinopteri, Salmoniformes, Salmonidae. Gene Ontology annotation, biological process: sensory perception of sound. Bases 4 to 294 code for a protein of 96 amino acids. The transcript has 3 exons. The record is from RefSeq and is a predicted model, not a curated record.